ACCAAAAUUCACCCCAGUUGUUAUGUCACAAUCAAUUGACGCAGACAGAUGUCUGUAACACCGACUUGUUUUAUUUUUGUUUUUUUAUUGAUUAUUAGGAGAGUGAAUUCAAGAUAAAAAAUUAAUUAGGGCCAUAUAAUAGUAUUUAUUUACAUUUGUUACUAAAUAUCAAGAUAUUGAAUUAAGUGGUAAAUUUAUAAGUAUUACAACAGACCGCUACCUUGGAUAGAUUAGAUUAUUUGUAAAAGAUGGCGCUAGCCUCAAUCCUAACCUAGAACUAUUAUUAUUGUUUUGAACUAGUUUCUAGAAAUCAGUUUUAAAUAAACAAUGAACGAAUACGGAUCAAGACUCUUGCCUCCUGCAAAAGAAAGUGUACGGGCAGCAUGUAAAAAGUGCGGUUACGCAGGUCAUUUAACUUACCAAUGUCGAAAUUUUCUCAAAGUUGAUCCAAACAAGGAAAUAGUGCUCGAUGUUAGUAGUACUAGUAGUGAAUCUGAACAAGACUAUUUAACACCUCUGACGGAAUUACGAGAAAAGGAACUGAAGGAAAAGCAGAAAAAAGUCAAGAAGGCAAAAAAGAAACACAAAAAGAAGUCAAAAAAGAGGUCUCACUCAUCAGACAGUGAAUCAAGUGAUAGUGAAUCAACAGAGAAGAAAAACCGUAAGAAGUCAAAGAAGAAAAAGUCCAAGAAGCGCAGAAAGUCUUCAUCAUCAGAGUAGCCAUAAUUUUAAUAAAUGUACAUAAUAAACAUUUAAAAAAUUAAUUUAAAUUUUAUACAUACA
Aethina tumida (small hive beetle) is the source of this 783-nucleotide messenger RNA. RefSeq names its product protein SREK1IP1-like. NCBI's taxonomy places the organism in Eukaryota, Metazoa, Arthropoda, Insecta, Coleoptera, Nitidulidae. Gene Ontology annotation, molecular function: zinc ion binding; nucleic acid binding. The transcript has a single exon. The coding region runs from base 328 to 720 and encodes 130 amino acids. The record is from RefSeq and is a predicted model, not a curated record.